Messenger RNA from Alternaria atra, 1608 nucleotides. RefSeq lists its product as uncharacterized. The transcript is spliced from 4 exons. The record is from RefSeq and is a predicted model, not a curated record. NCBI's taxonomy places the organism in Eukaryota, Fungi, Ascomycota, Dothideomycetes, Pleosporales, Pleosporaceae. Bases 1 to 1608 code for a protein of 535 amino acids.
AUGGCUUCAAUGGUCAAAAGAGAAGAGAGCCCAGAGACCUUCCUCCGGACCUUCCUGCGGACAUCUACCCUGCCCCCAGCGAACUUCCCGGAUGAUGUUUCUGUAUCAUCUGCCGCGUCGACAUACAAAGAGGAGGACGUCGAGCCGCCUGUGUGGUUGCCCAACACCAUGUUUGCGCAGCAGCACAUCGUCAGCAGAGCCAGCAAGCAGAAUCUGGAUCAGAUGGUGUCCCAGGACGCCUCCUGUGUCCAGCAGGAUUUGCAACUGCAGUUUCCGCCGUUCAUGCAAGAGCAUGUGCAGCAGGCACAGCAGGUUCCCGAACAGCCGCCAAAGCUGCAAUUGCAGCUGGAUGGCUCUUGGAGGCAGCGUUCGAAAUCCGAGGAGAUCCACGACCUGGUCGUCUUCAGCCGCAACCAUGCCCAAGCCCUCGAAAACCUGACCGCCCGCUUCAACAGGGUCGGAAUGGACAACAUGGCUCUCCGCGAUUCCAUUGUCAAGCUCGUCGAUGAAGCCACUGCUGGGUCUCAGUCCGCUCCCGGACCUACAACUCGCUACCGUGACGCAACCGCCUCUCUCUUCUCUGCUCCGAGCACUCCCACUAAGGAGCGCUAUGAGCCAUUCCAGACGUUCCGGCUCUCAAGCCCCAGUCCGCAAGAUGAUGAGCCUUUCGGGACCAAGCUAUCCGUCGGCAAGAACAGCAAGAAGGGCGAGAAGACCAGGGCCCGGAGGGCUCUCAAGGUCAAGAUCCCUGACAGCAAGAAGACCACGGUUCCUCUCGGCAUGGCUACUCCCUCGAAAAAGAUUGAUUCUGGCUACCUUACCGGCAACAUGGCCUCCGGCUUCCCAACCCUCAUGACGCCCACAUCAGGUCAACAAACCGGUGCCAUGAGUACAAACUUCCUCUUCGCCCCCACAUCAGGUUAUCAGAGCUCUCCUGUCACUCCUGGUCGCAUCGGACCCCCUAGCACACAAAGGCGCGGUGUCACCUCCGUCAACAAGCGGAAGAACCAUGCGCUCAAGGAGAUGAUGCCACCUGUACGCGCGAUGGUACCCAAGGUCCCUCUCACAGACACCGAAGUCAUCGUCUACUUCUUCCAGUCCAUUGCCCGUCCUCCAGUCGCGCUCCGCCUGUACUCUCGCCACUGGGGCCCUGCCGGCAUCGUCGAGGUACUCAACGCACACCGAGACAUUGAGGGCGGCUACCUCCGUAACACGUGCUCCGUCAAGUGCAUCACGGCCAUCAACCGUGGUAAAGACAAGUACGGUGACGAGUGGGAGGAGCAGUUUCGCAGCCAGAUCGAGGAGGCCGAUGACGUUACGGCUACCGACAUGAUGCAGUACCGUGACGACGAGAUGGAGGGUGUUGUUGACUACGAGGUCUGCGCUCUGAAUAAGGGCCUCCUCAAGCAUCCUGAGCAAGGCGAGGACGGUGGUAUCUUCACGCGUUGUGUCAAGUACUGCAUUGAGCAUGAUGCGCCAUAUACCUUGGCUAACGUUCAUGAGCUUGCUUUGGCACUACAGAGUGGUGUCGACCCUAGGAAGCUGGUUCUUGAUGGUGGCGAGGAGGUCGUUAGUGAGGCCGAUGAAGGUGUUGAGGAGGAUGUUUGA